This is a messenger RNA of Lepidothrix coronata (blue-crowned manakin), 3087 nucleotides long. Its product is annotated as neuronal PAS domain-containing protein 4-like. The coding region runs from base 1825 to 2754 and encodes 309 amino acids. The transcript has 6 exons. Gene Ontology annotation, biological process: regulation of transcription by RNA polymerase II. The record is from RefSeq and is a predicted model, not a curated record. Gene Ontology annotation, molecular function: DNA-binding transcription factor activity, RNA polymerase II-specific; RNA polymerase II transcription regulatory region sequence-specific DNA binding; protein dimerization activity. NCBI's taxonomy places the organism in Eukaryota, Metazoa, Chordata, Aves, Passeriformes, Pipridae.
GGCAGCAGCAGGCUCUGGCUGUUGUGAGCCCUGGCUGAGGUGGCAGAAGGGAAGCUGGGCCCUCCACAGCAGCACUGCCCUGGUGUACCUGCCUCCUGCCCAGGGCUGUGCUGCCUUGCCAAGAGGACAGGGAAGAAAGUGGUGUACAUCUCCUGGGCUGUGCUGCCUCAGAAAGGUGGAUGCCCUGUUGCUUCCUGCUUCAGGGCUGGAGAUGGAGUGGUGCCUGGGACAGUCUUCCCAGGUGGCACAGAGCACUGUGCUCAAGCCCCUUUCUGUGGACGUGUGGUGUCUGAUGUGAAGAGGAGCUCCCAUGGCAACUCUAGUGAGGCUAAUGCAGGGACAGCAUUAGCCUAGGGAAGCACUCAGGGUGUUUCUUGGGCAGCCAAGAUGAUUGCAGCCGCAUGCCAGGAAUGGGUGGCAGAGAGCCUAGGUUGUCUGCCCUGCCCUGAGGGCUGGCACACAGCCAGAGUCAAGUGCUGCUCAUCCAGCAGCACAAGGUUGCGUGGGUGCCUGGGCUCCUUGACCUGCAGGGGGUGGCCAAUGUGGGCACAAUGGAGCAGUCUGGAGUGGCACAAGAGUGGUGAAAACCUGGUGGCAGGAGAACAGAAGGCACCUCAAUUGUGACAAGAGCUUGUUCUUCAUGCACUGGCAGCUCACCGUGGUGGGUGAUUAGCAUCAGUGGCAGCCUGGGGCCUGGAGGGAGACAGGUGUGCUGACAGUACAUCUGGCUCAGGGAGAACAGCCCCAGCCUCGGCUCCUCCUUUGUGGUCCUUGGCACCUGCAGAUUACUUGUGAGGGCUGGGUGGACAUCUACUCUCUGUUGUGCAGCAGCUCUAACUCCUCAAAUCAACUGCUUCAGCCACAGGCUCUCUCUCAAGCUGUGAAAUGAAAUAGUGAUUUUUUGCCAUGGCAUCCCCUCUCCCAGCACUGAAGCACCAAGCUUACUGUCCUUGCAGGAUGCCAGGCACCAGGAAACACCCACAGACCACACAGACUUGCUGGGCUGGGUAAUGUGGUGCUGAGCAGAGGCUCUCCAAGGGUGCUCUCAAUUCUGUCCAUGAAUGGCUGUCACUGGGGCUUGUCUGGGAAGAAUCACAAUCUCUACACCAUCAAGUGGAGACAACAGGCCGUAGAAAGGCUCAGCACCCAUGUCAGUUGCCUCUAGGAGAGCAAACCUUUGGUGGGGAAAAGGCCUCCCUGGGAAGAAAAGAAUGGGGUCACCAACACCCCAAUCUCCUUGAAGGGUUCUCUUGGGUUCAGGGGUGCUGUGGCCCUGACUCCCUCUGCCAGGACCCUGCUGCAGGCCUGAGCAUGGGAAAUUCUCACUGUCUUGGUUCAGAUAUCUUCAGUGCCUUUUUCUUGGCUUAUCAGCUCCUUCUCACAGCACCCAGCUCACCAGUGAUGCUGGAGAGCAGCUGCCAGGCAGGCAGACUAGACACAGAACCUUCUACUGGGGUGGCAGCAGCUGUGGGCCCGGAACUGGGCAGAUGUAUGCCAUGCAGGGGGAUCCCUGCUGUCUUCGUCACUGCCCCCUCCUGAGUGGCAGGUUUGCUUUAAAGACCCUGGCUUCCUUUUAUUACUUCCCCUCUCAGAUUGCAACUGGCUGCAAGGCUAUUUUUAGCAGCCUGCCUUCUAAAAAUAGCUCUGAGCUGUUUGGAGUUGCGUCACAAGAGGUAACUCUCUCCACGAGUGGCUUGGCCUCUGCACCCCAGGAGGAUACAAAAGGAGGCCAGGAGCAGAGGGGUCAGCAGGUUCAGCCACAGCCAGAAGCGAAGGAGGCAGCAGUUCAGGCCUGCCAGCUUCAGGCAUUACAGCACCAGCAGUAUGACCAUCUUCUGCAGCCACUGCCACCAGCCCCUGCAGACAGAGAUGAGCUGCCUGCCCAGGAGGGGCAAGCAGGCGCCCAGGGCCUCAAGGCCAUUCAGGUCAACCAAGAGUGCCUCCAAGGCUCGCCGGGACCAGAUCAAUGCAGAGCUGCAGGCAUUGCGUUCCCUGCUGCCCAUCUCCAUGCAGGAGAAGGAGCGGCUCUCCUACCUCCACACCAUGGCCCUGGUGUGCCUCCAGCUGCGGGGGGCUCAGCUGUUCCCUCCAGGCUCAGCUCCUCCUGUGGAACCGGCCCUCGGCACAGAGCUACUCUCCCUGCUCCCAGGGUUUCUGCUUGUGCUGUCGGCCAGUGGAAAGCUGGUCUACGUCUCGGAGAACGUGGCUCAGGUCCUGGGCCUUUCCGUGGUGGAGCUGCUCGCCCAGGGGGACACGGUCUUUGACAUCCUGGAUGGGCAAGCAUGUGAGGAUGUGUACAAGAAGCUCCUCCUCGCCCAGAAGGAGCCUGGCAGGGAAGUCACUUUUGUCAGUGAGAUGUGCACGUCCAAGGCCUUCCGGCUGAAGCACGGAGGGAAUCGGGUCGUGACAGUGUGUGGGCGCUUUGUGGUCCUGAGCUGGCCACCCUCCCCCUCCACCACAGCCUUCCUGGCCCUCUGCUCACCGGUCAUGCAGUCGCCUGCAGAUGGCGAAGGUGGUUCCCAGGAUGACAUAUUCCAGAGCACGCACAUCCUAGACAUGACGUUUAUUGAUGUCACGGAGAGUGUCACCUACCACCUUGGCUACCGCAGGGAGGAGCUAGUCGGUCAGUCCUGGUACAGCCUCCUGCACCCUGAGGAUGCUGAUCUGGCAGCUGCCCAGCACAGGGCCGUGGGUGAGUGUCGGGCCCAGGAACAUGUGUACUGUCCUCUGGCUACAUGGUCUGGCUGUGCCUGAAACAUGUCUAUCCAGGACAGGAGACACAAAUCGAAUUCAGUCCUGCCCAACUGAGACUCCCUGCUCCAAAAGGAUGAGGCAGGGAAUUGGUCACACACUGUCUAUAAGGUCACAGGUAGCUUCCAAGCUUCGGAGGAUUUGCCACAGUGGACAGAGGAGGGACAAGCCCCCUUGAGCUCCAGCUCUUUCGGGGGGCAGGACUCCUACGGUCUGACUCUGCUUCUGUGGCUUCUGUGGCGCUGGGGCCAGAGCAGUGACCGCCUGCAGACCUCAUCGGGGCAGCCUAGGGGGUGUACAGGCGGCCUGCCGCCGCCUAACGCAGUCGCUUCCCUU